Molecule: messenger RNA, 2747 nt
Organism: Pogoniulus pusillus (Red-fronted tinkerbird)
Lineage: Eukaryota; Metazoa; Chordata; Aves; Piciformes; Lybiidae
Gene: HTR2B
Product: 5-hydroxytryptamine receptor 2B
Exons: 4
Coding region: 1131-2522 (463 amino acids)
Biological process (GO): regulation of behavior; heart development; G protein-coupled receptor signaling pathway, coupled to cyclic nucleotide second messenger
Cellular component (GO): plasma membrane; dendrite
Molecular function (GO): neurotransmitter receptor activity; G protein-coupled serotonin receptor activity
Source: RefSeq, a predicted model, not a curated record
GAGAAAACUGCGCCUUGGCUCUGCUAAGCACUUCAGUGAAAUCGUCGCGGGAAUGGAAGAGAAAGGACAGCACAGAAAGAACACAAACUUAUUUUUAUCUCUUUUAGAAGUGGCGAGAAUGUUUCUUCUCCUCUAUUCAGACGCUGGAGAAAAUGCCUGGGUGAGAAAUAUAAAUUUCCCCAAAUAGAAAUUCUGAAACUUGAUGUUGGAAGAAGCAUAAAUGCUAAAGAAAAAAUGCACACAGAGAGAGAGCAGCUUUAGAACAAUUACAGAAACUAAACCCAAACGAACAACUUUUUUUUUUUUCCAGAAAGUAGCAAAGAAAAAUAAAUCUUAAAAUCCACCAGGAGAUGAAAAAGAAAAUGACAAAGGAUCUUCCUGGGUGCAAAGCGGACUUUACUAAACUGCAAGAGAAAGAGUUUCCUGACCCUCACCUGAUAAAUUAGGAACUGCAGCCAUUAAAACGGAAACCUCAUAUAUCAUUUCUAAAGAUAUUUUGGGGGUGACCCACUGUGGAGAAAGAGGAUUCUUAAUAAGGGGAAAUAUGGGAACCGCUGCCUGCCUACGUACACGCUGCCGGGGACUGGACACUCAGGAGAGGAGGAGUUGCAUAUACACAAAGUGAGCAUCUGAUUUGCACCACUUUGUACUUCCAAAGAGCAAAUCUGCGUGGGCUCUAUCUAAAGGGAGCCAUUCGGCAUCCACAUUAGCUAUCACUUUUUACUGCUGUAGAAAGAAAAAUAAACCCAACCAAACAUUAACAGAAACUGAUGCACUGCUUACUUCUCACAGCUACCGAACUGCCUUCUAUAAUCUUCUGAAACCAGUACCACGCUCUGAAGGUGAGACCUGACUACCGAACCGUACCAGCCAAAGAUGGACACAAGACAAGAACUUCAUUUUUAAGACCUAAUUGCACCCACCCAGCAAAACACAGGAUGAAAAAAAAAUUGGAUACCAGCUCAGACAUGGUUUCAGUAUCUCAAAAUAGCAGAUGACCAGUUUACCGUACUGACCAUGCUGGCCUUUCUUCAGGAUCAUCCUGGACCAGAGUGGAACAGUGAACUCUUACAUGAUACACAAUUCCUAGGCAAAAUACAGCUUCUGAAUACAUUCUGCUGGACACAAACAUGUCCCUUCCUUUACAUUUCUUGAAUGAAUCUGGAGAUAGAAAUGGAUCUUUGUCACCUCUCUCAGUAACAGGAGAACUCAAACAGGACUACCCAAGCGACGAACAAGGAAACAAAGUACAUUGGGCAGCUUUACUGAUCUUCCUGGUAAUAAUCCCCACCAUUGGGGGGAACAUACUGGUCAUACUGGCAGUGUCUCUGGAGAAAAAAUUGCAAUAUGCUACCAACUACUUUUUGAUGUCCUUGGCGGUGGCAGAUUUGCUCGUGGGUCUGUUUGUGAUGCCAAUUGCCCUUCUGUUAAUAUUAUUUGACAAUGUCUGGCCUUUACCAACUGCCUUGUGUCCUAUCUGGCUGUUCCUUGAUGUCCUGUUUUCCACAGCUUCCAUCAUGCACCUCUGUGCCAUCUCUUUAGACCGCUACAUUGCGAUUAAAAAGCCAAUCCAGGCUAGUCAGUACAAUUCAUGGGCUACAACAAUCAUCAAAAUCACCGUAGUUUGGCUCAUUUCAAUAGGCAUUGCUAUUCCAGUUCCUAUCAGAGGCAUUGAAGAUAGAAAUGGUAACCCUAAAAACAUCACCUGUGCUCUGGUGCCUGACCGCUUCCACGACUUCAUUCUGUACGGGUCAGUGGCUGCAUUCUUCAUUCCCCUGGCUAUCAUGAUAGUCACCUAUUUCCUGACGAUCCAAGUGCUACGCAAGAAAGCCUACUUGAUCCACAAACCGCCUCAGCGGUUCACUUGGUCAACAGUGUCCACAGUAUUUCAGCGGGACACAACUCCUGCCUCCUCACCAGAAAAAGUGGCCAUGCUGAAUGGCUCCAAAACGGACAAGACUUCAGCCAGUGACAUGCCUGUCUGCAGAACAUCUACCAUAGGGAGGAAGUCCAUGCAAACGAUAACCAACGAACAAAGGGCAUCGAAAGUCCUGGGGAUCGUAUUCUUUCUGUUCUUGUUAGCGUGGUGCCCGUUCUUCAUUACAAACAUAAGCUCAGUUUUGUGCAACUCUUGUGACAAGGAGGUUUUCCAGAAGCUGAUGGAGAUAUUUGUUUGGAUAGGAUAUGUAUCCUCGGGAGUGAACCCCCUUGUCUACACGCUUUUCAACAAAACCUUCAGGGAGGCUUUCAGCAGGUAUAUGACUUGUAACUAUCGGACCACAAAGCCCAUCAGGGCCCUUAGGAAGCGCUCCAGCAGGAUCUCUUUCAGAAGCUCUGUAGCAGAAAACUCCAAGCUCUUUGUCAUGCAUGGGAUGAGAAAUGGAAUUAACCCCAUUAUGUACCAGAGCCCAAUGAGGCUGAGGAGCUCACCCAUCCAAGCUUCAUCAGCCAUUCUGCUGGACACAUUGCUGCUCACAGAGAAUGAAGUUGAUAAAACAGAAGAACAAGUCAGCUAUGUAUAGCGGAACAGCAGACAUGUCCAUAUCAUAGUUAUUACUGCAUGUAUUAUUCUAGGUAAACAUGCUGUAAGAGGGUAUAAAUACUACUGUUUUCUGUUAUUUAUGCAAGCAAUAUCUUAUAAAUUUAUAUUAAUUCCUCUCUUCCAAAGUCUUCUCUACUUUAACCCCAGUCCCAUGGUGGCAACCACAACCUCAGUCCACCAUAAAUGACUAUUGCAGAGCUGUAGC